AUGCAAGAUGUUACUAAUUGUAUUGCGAAUUGGUCAACUUACAAAAAAUUUGAACUCAACCAGAUAAAAUCCAAGGAGAUUGUGAUUAACUUUCAACGUAAUAAACCUGUUUUCUCGCCGAUAAAGAUAAACGGAAUUAAAGUAGAGCGUGUUGAAAAAGCAACGAUUCUCGGUUUAUUGAUCACUCAAGACAUGAAGUGGAAUGCCCAUGCGGAUAAGAUAACAACUAGAGCAGCGAAGCGAUUGUAUCUGAUAAAACAACUAAAGAGAUCGGGUCUUAGUGACAAUGAUUUAAAAUGUUUCUAUAUUGCUUCUGUAAGAUCUAUCCUUGAAUACGCAUGUCAAGUAUUUCAUUACGGUCUCCCGGAAUAUCUUUCAGACCAAAUAGAGCUGAUUUAG
Paramuricea clavata is the source of this 399-nucleotide messenger RNA. Lineage: Eukaryota; Metazoa; Cnidaria; Anthozoa; Malacalcyonacea; Plexauridae. The record is from the annotation of a GenBank genome assembly.